UGACCAUCCAAAAAGUUCCUAGGAUCUCUCUGCGCUCGCCGCUUCCCUUCGGACGGGAGGCCGGCGCGUCUGUCUUUCUGCCUGGCCCAGUUCCUCCCGGCCCUCCGCCCUCAGGUUCUUUUUAUAAUUUUGAGUAAACUUCCAGGAGGACUAUGAAAGAUUAUGAUGAACUUCUCAAAUACUAUGAAUUAUAUGAAACUGUUGGGACAGGUGGCUUUGCAAAGGUCAAACUUGCCUUCCAUAUCCUCACUGGAGAAAUGGUAGCUAUAAAAAUCAUGGAUAAAAAUGCACUAGGGAGUGAUUUGCCCCGGGUCAAAACAGAAAUUGAUGCCUUGAAGAACCUGAGACAUCAGCAUAUAUGUCAACUCUACCAUGUGAUAGAGACAGCCAACAAAAUAUUCAUGGUUCUCGAGUAUUGCCCUGGAGGAGAGCUGUUUGACUACAUAAUUUCCCAGGAUCGCCUGUCGGAGGAGGAGACCCGAGUUGUCUUCCGUCAGAUAGUGUCUGCAGUUGCUUACGUGCACAGCCAAGGCUUUGCUCACAGGGACCUCAAACCAGAAAAUUUGUUGUUUGAUGAAGAUCAUAAAUUAAAGCUGAUCGACUUUGGUCUCUGUGCAAAACCCAAGGGUAACAAGGAUUAUCACCUGCAGACAUGCUGUGGGAGUCUUGCUUAUGCAGCACCUGAGUUAAUACAAGGCAAAUCAUAUCUGGGAUCAGAGGCAGAUGUUUGGAGCAUGGGCAUACUCUUAUAUGUACUUAUGUGUGGCUUUCUACCAUUUGAUGAUGAUAAUGUCAUGGCUUUGUACAAGAAGAUUAUGAGAGGGAAAUAUGAGGUUCCUAAGUGGCUCUCCCCCAGUAGUAUUCUGCUUCUUCAACAAAUGCUACAGGUGGACCCAAAGAAACGGAUUUCUGUGAAAAAUCUAUUGAACCAUCCCUGGAUCAUGCAAGAUUACAACUUUCCUGUUGAGUGGCAAAGCAAGACUCCUCUUAUUCACCUUGAUGAAGAUUGUGUAACGGAACUUUCUGUAUAUCACAGAAACAACAGGCAAACAAUGGAAGAUUUAAUUUCACUGUGGCAGUAUGAUCACCUCACAGCUACUUAUCUUCUACUCCUAGCCAAGAAGGCUCGGGGAAAACCAGUUCGUUUAAGGCUUCUUUCUUCCUGUGGACAAGCCAACUCGACUGCAGUCACAAACAUCAAGUCAAAGAAUCUGAGUCUAGAAGAUGUGAUCGCCAGUGAUGAAAAUUAUGUGGCUGGAUUAAUAGACUAUGAAUGGUGUGAAGACAUUUCAUCAACAGCUGUGGCUACUCCACAAACACCACAGUUUGCCAAGUAUUGGACAGAGUCAAAUGGUCUGGAAUCUAAAUCAUUAACUCCAGUAUUAUGCACAGCAUCUGCCAAUAAAUUAAAGAACAAAGAGAAUGUAUACACUCCUAAGUCUGCUGUAAAGAAUGACGAGUGCUUUUCAUUUCCUGAGCCAAAGACUCCAGUUAAUAAGAACCAGGAUAAAAGAGAAAUACUCACUACACCAAAUCAUUACAGUACACCCUCAAAAGCUAGAAACCAGUGCCUGAAAGAGACCCCAGUUAAAAUGCCGGUAAAUUCGGCAGGAACAGAGAAGUUAAUAACAGGUGUCAUUAGCCCUGAGAGGCGGUGUCGCUCAGUGGAACUCAACCUUAACCAAGUACAUGUAGAGGAUACUCCAAAAAGAAAAGGAACCAAAGUGUUUGGGAGCCUUGAGAAGGGGUUGGAUAAGGUUAUCACUGCGCUUACCAGGAGCAAAAGGAAGGGCUCGGCCAAAGAUGGGCCAAGAAGACUAAAGCCUCACUAUAACGUGACUACAACCAGAUUAGUGAAUCCAGAUCAACUCUUGAAUGAAAUAAUGUCUAUUCUUCCAAAGAAGCACGUUGACUUUGUACAAAAGGGCUAUACACUGAAGUGUCAAACACAGUCAGAUUUUGGCAAAGUGACAAUGCAGUUUGAGCUAGAAGUGUGCCAGCUUCAGAAACCCGACGUGGUGGGUAUCAGGAGGCAGCGGCUUAAGGGUGAUGCCUGGGUUUACAAGAGAUUAGUGGAAGACAUCCUGUCUAGCUGCAAGGUUUAAUUGAUGAAUGGUUUCCAUCCUGCCUGAUGAGUAUGGGUGUGAUACAGCCUACAUGGAACCUGGUGUGAUGGGUUUGAUUUUUAAAGUCCUCUGGAACUGCGAACUCGUUUCUAAAGAGCUAUCUUAAAGACCAAUAUCUUUUUGUUUUUAAACAAAAGAUAUUAUUUCGUGGAUGAAUCUAAGGC
This is a messenger RNA of Eubalaena glacialis (North Atlantic right whale), 2290 nucleotides long. It is a transcript of the gene MELK, whose product is annotated as maternal embryonic leucine zipper kinase. The transcript is spliced from 18 exons. Gene Ontology annotation, biological process: protein phosphorylation; intracellular signal transduction; microtubule cytoskeleton organization. Lineage: Eukaryota; Metazoa; Chordata; Mammalia; Artiodactyla; Balaenidae. Bases 153 to 2105 code for a protein of 650 amino acids. Gene Ontology annotation, molecular function: ATP binding; tau-protein kinase activity; protein serine/threonine kinase activity. Gene Ontology annotation, cellular component: cytoplasm. The record is from RefSeq and is a predicted model, not a curated record.